AUGAACAACUACUCUCCAUACAAUAACACGUUUAUUUCCAAAAUAUUCUCAAAAAUACUUGAAAGGGAUGACCUUCACCACAAUUUUAACUAUAAUGUCACAUCAACUAAUGAAACCAUCAAUUCAUUACAAGAGGUAGUGUCCAAAAUGGAUACUUCCAGAAUUCAAUCACUUCGCGAUACCCUAAGAAACAAAGAACACAUCGCAGUUACCAACAUAGAUAAAUUCGCCAAAAGGUUUGGUAACUAUUUGUUAGGAUCAUUAAAAACAGGUAAAGACUCACUGAGCUACAACGCUGGCUUAUUUAUAACAUUUGCCCUAGCAACCAUACUUUUAGGGGUAUUCACAUCCAUUGAUUCUAUUCCUACUACUGCUUUACCACCGACGUCAGAUCAUCCACUUUUCGAUGUUAUGGAUCUUGAUAUUCAUCAAGAAUGUGUAAUAAAAAGAAAGAAUGAGAAAAAAGACAAGCAAUCGAAAGAUUACGAUAGGUUAGAUGGGUUUGAUGAAAAAUAUUGUAUUUUGCUUCCAUUAUCUUCUGGUGUUUUAUUAUGUUCAAUAUAUUAUUGUAUCAAGAAAGGCCUACUUGAUCAAUCGAAACUGGUUCAAUAUGGGUUGAAGGCAUUUAAUUUUGUGUUAAUGGUUGAGGUUUCAAUGAUAUCUUACCACCUUUCUAAAUAUUUAUUACACGCCUUGAUGAGAAACAUUUGUCAAUUCAAAAAAUUAAAACCAUAUUCUAUUUCAAACAGAUAUAGGUUAACUAUGUCUAAUGCUAAUGAGGAAUCGGAUAUAACAUCUCCAGCGACCACCAAAAGGUAUAGACUUCAUGGAGACUCAGAUAAAGUAGUGGACGUUUAUGCAUCGAAUCAAUUGUGGAACCUUUACUUCACAUGGAUCAAUACCCCUAUGUGCUCUUAUUUCCAUUGGAAUGUCAGUACUUUUCUUUACUAUAAAAAUAAUUGGAUGUUUUCUAAUUUAAUUGGAAUGAUUAUGGGUGUUAAUGGUAUUAGAUCACUUAAGAUGAAAAAUUUAAGAACAAGUUCAUAUAUAUUAAUUGGCUUAUUCUUUUACGAUAUUUAUUUUGUAUUUUUCUCAAAAAUUAUGGAAACCGUUGCAAUGAAAAUUGACAUUCCUGUUAAGCUGUCAUUACCCAUCAAUUUUGAUACUGUAACUGAAGAAGUUGAAUUUGCAAUCUUAGGCCUAGGCGAUAUUAUUUUACCAGGGAUGUUUAUGUUAGUUUGUUAUAAAUAUGAUAUUUGGAAAUGGCACCUAAAUCAUCCAGAUAGAGAGUUCCAUUUCGCUAAUUGGUCAUAUAUUGGUAAAUAUUUCAUUACGUCAUUUACUGGGUACAUUACUGGUAUUGGUUUAUGUUUGGUUGCUCUCGCUAAGACUGGUAAAGCUCAACCUGUUUUAUUAUAUGUCGUACCAACUUUAUUGACUUCAGUGUUAGGUUUGGCUUGGCUUCAAGGUGAUUUGGAAGAAAUGUGGACUUUCCGCUACGACGUGAUUGAAGUUGAUGAAAGGGAAUUACAAGUAGCAAAUAAGUCUUUACAUGAGCAAUCCUAUGCUGAAUACAUUGACGAGUUAAAAGAUGCUUUGGAAGAUGAUAAUGAUGUUGAUUACAUCGAGGAAGUUUCUGUCUUAGAAUAUUCUGACGACGAUAAUGCUGAAGCGCUAGGUUUUACUAUAGAUGAGGUUGAUGGAUUUUAG
Molecule: messenger RNA, 1710 nt
Organism: Naumovozyma dairenensis CBS 421
Lineage: Eukaryota; Fungi; Ascomycota; Saccharomycetes; Saccharomycetales; Saccharomycetaceae
Gene: YPF1
Product: aspartic endopeptidase
Exons: 1
Coding region: 1-1710 (569 amino acids)
Biological process (GO): membrane protein proteolysis
Cellular component (GO): cytoplasmic side of endoplasmic reticulum membrane; lumenal side of endoplasmic reticulum membrane; membrane
Molecular function (GO): aspartic endopeptidase activity, intramembrane cleaving
Source: RefSeq, a predicted model, not a curated record